AUGGCUCAGCAAAGAGGCCCGUCCUACGGCUUGGGCGCCGGUGGCCCCCCGUCCUUUGGCGGCUCGAGUAUGGACAACGAGGAAUCCAGCCCUCUGGACAUGAUCCGCCAGCAGACGAGCAAGAUUGAGGAUAUGUUGGACACUCUCAGCGAGCCCGUCAAGCCCUACUUGCCCGCCAUCGGCCGCUUCCUGAUUGUUGUCACCUUCCUUGAGGAUGCCCUCAGAAUUAUCACCCAGUGGAGCGACCAGCUGCUCUACCUGCACGACUACCGACACAUCCCCUCCGGUAUUACGCAUUUGUUCCUCAUUACCAACGUUGUCGCCAUGACCGCCUGCUCUGUUCUCGUCAUCAUCCGCAAGUACUCCGACUAUGCCGUCGCCGGUCUCAUGGCCGUCGUCGUCACCCAGGCUCUCGGAUACGGCCUGAUCUUUGACCUCAACUUCUUCCUGCGCAACCUGUCCGUCAUUGGUGGCCUGCUCAUGGUUCUUUCCGACUCAUGGGUUCGCAAGACCAAGGCGUUUGCCGGCCUGCCCACCCUUGACGAGAAGGACCGCAAGAUGUACUUCCAGCUUGCUGGCCGUGUCCUGUUGAUCUUCCUCUUUGUUGGCUUCAUCUUCAGCGGCUCCUGGUCCGUCUGGCGCAUUAUCACCUCCCUGAUUGGCUUUGUUGCUUGCGUCAUGGUUGUCGUCGGAUUCAAGGCCAAGUUCAGCGCCACCCUCCUGGUCCUGAUUCUCAGCAUCUUCAACAUCCUCGUCAACAACUUCUGGACUCUCCACGAGCACCACCCCCACAAGGACUUCGCCAAGUACGACUUCUUCCAGAUCCUCUCUAUUGUCGGCGGUCUCCUGCUGCUCGUCAACAGCGGCCCCGGCCAGUUCUCCAUUGACGAGAAGAAGAAGGUUUACUAG
Molecule: messenger RNA, 909 nt
Organism: Colletotrichum aenigma
Lineage: Eukaryota; Fungi; Ascomycota; Sordariomycetes; Glomerellales; Glomerellaceae
Product: Surfeit locus protein 4-like protein
Exons: 4
Coding region: 1-909 (302 amino acids)
Biological process (GO): Golgi organization
Cellular component (GO): membrane; endoplasmic reticulum-Golgi intermediate compartment; endoplasmic reticulum
Source: RefSeq, a predicted model, not a curated record